GAGGGAAAUCUAGCCCGGGGAUUUCAUGCGGCCUAGCUCGGCUCCGUCUCCUCCCCCCGCAGCCCGGGCGGCUGCCCGCACCCCAGUUCCGCUCCGGGCCUCCGUGUCUCUCCUGUGAUCCUACGGACACGGCUGGGGGUUAGAAUGGAACAAACUGAAGGACCUAGAAUAGGGUCUGGUACAUUGUUUGUGUUCAGUAAUGAACUAUGUCAUAAACAAAACCAAAAUUUAAAAAAAGGACUCUAUGAGGACUAAGAUAUAUAUCUGGAGUAUCAUACCACUUGGAGUCUGGGAAUAGGCAAGGCCCGAUGAGAAAAAGGGAAAGUUAAGGAUGCUGGAGCAGAACAAUGGAUUUCUCUUUCUCUUUCAUGCAAGGGAUCAUGGGAAACACAAUUCAGCAACCACCUCAACUUAUUGACUCCGUCAACAUCCGUCAGGAGGAUGCCUUUGAUAACAGCAGUGACAUUGUUGAAGAUGGUGGCCAUACACCAUAUGAAGCUACCUUGCAGCAAGGCUUUCAGUAUGCACCUACAACAGAAGAUCUUCCUCCACUCACAAAUGGCUAUCCACCAUCAAUCAGCAUGUAUGAAACUCAAACCAAAUACCAGUCUUAUAAUCAGUAUCCCAAUGGAUCAGCCAAUGGCUUUGGUGCAGUUAGAAACUUUAGCCCCACUGACUAUUACCAUUCAGAAAUUCCAAACACAAGACCACAUGAAAUUCUGGAAAAACCUUCUCCUCCACAGCUACCACCUCCUUCGGUACCACAAACUGUGAUUCCAAAGAAGACUGGCUCACCUGAAAUUAAACUGAAAAUAACCAAAACUAUCCAGAAUGGCAGGGAAUUGUUUGAGUCUUCCCUCUGUGGAGACCUUUUAAAUGAAGUACAGGCAAGUGAGCACACAAAGUCAAAGCAUGAAAGCAGAAAAGAAAAGAGGAAAAAAAGCAACAAACAUGACUCAUCUAGAUCUGAAGAGCGCAAGUCACACAAAAUCCCCAAAUUAGAACCAGAGGAACAAAAUAGACCAAAUGAGAGGGUUGAUCCUGUUUCUGAAAAACCAAGAGAAGAACCGGUACUAAAAGAGGAAACCUUGGUUCAGCCAAUAUUAUCUUCUGUUCCAACAACAGAGGUGUCCGCUGGCAUUAAGUUCCAGGUUGGCGAUCUUGUUUGGUCAAAGGUGGGAACCUAUCCUUGGUGGCCUUGUAUGGUUUCAAGCGAUCCCCAGCUUGAGGUUCAUACCAAAAUUAACACAAGAGGUGCCCGGGAAUAUCACGUCCAAUUUUUUAGCAACCAACCAGAGAGGGCAUGGGUACAUGAAAAACGGGUACGAGAGUAUAAAGGUCAUAAACAAUAUGAAGAAUUACUGGCAGAGGCAACCAAACAAGCCAGCAAUCACUCUGAGAAACAAAAGAUUCGGAAACCCCGACCACAGAGAGAACGUGCUCAAUGGGAUAUUGGCAUUGCCCAUGCAGAGAAAGCAUUGAAAAUGACCCGAGAGGAAAGAAUAGAACAGUAUACUUUUAUCUAUAUUGAUAAACAGCCUGAGGAGUCUUUAUCCCAAGCGAAAAAGAAUGUUGCCUCCAAAGCGGAAGUUAAAAAACCCCGGAGACCAAGAUCAGUGCUGAAUACUCAGCCAGAACAGACCAAUACAGGUGAGGUGGCCUCCUCACUAUCAAGUACUGAGAUUCGGAGACAUAGCCAGAGGCGGCACACGAGUGUGGAAGAGGAAGAACCACCUCCUGUUAAAAUAGCCUGGAAAACAGCAGCAGCCAGGAAAUCGUUACCAGCUUCUAUUACAAUGCACAAAGGGAGCUUGGAUUUGCAGAAGUGCAACAUGUCUCCAGUUGUGAAAAUUGAACAAGUAUUUGCUCUUCAGAAUGCUACAGGAGAUGGGAAAUUUAUCGAUCAGUUUGUUUAUUCAACAAAGGGAAUUGGUAACAAAACGGAAAUAAGUGUCAGGGGACAAGACAGACUUAUAAUUUCUACACCAAACCAGAGAAAUGAAAAGGCAACUCAGAAUGUAUCAUCUCCUGAAGCAACAUCUGGUUCUGCAGGCUCAGAAAAGAAGCAACAGAGAAGAUCAAUUAGAACUCGUUCCGAAUCAGAGAAAUCCACUGAGGUUGUGCCAAAGAAGAAGAUCAAAAAGGAGCAGGUUGAAACAGUUCCUCAGACUACAGUGAAGACUGGAUUACAGAAAGGUGCCAGCGAGAUUUCAGAUUCCUGUAAACCUCUAAAGAAAAGGAGUCGCGCCUCAACUGAUGUAGAAAUGACUAGUUCAGCAUACAGAGACACAUCUGACUCUGAUUCUAGAGGCCUGAGUGACCUGCAGGUAGGCUUUGGAAAGCAAGUAGAUAGCCCUUCAGCUACUGCAGAUGCAGACAUUUCUGAUGUGCAGUCCGUGGACUCAAGUUUGUCAAGAAGAGGCUUUGGAACGAGUAAGAAGGACACUGUGUGUCAGAUCUGUGAAAGCUCUGGUGACUCUCUGAUUCCUUGUGAGGGAGAGUGCUACAAAUACUUUCACCUGGAGUGCCUGGGGGUGACAUCACUCCCCGAUGGGAAGUUCAUCUGCAUGGAAUGUAAAACCGGAAAGCACCCAUGUUUUUCAUGUAAGGUGUCUGGUACAGAUGUGAAGCGUUGCUCUGUCGGUGCUUGUGGGAAAUUUUAUCAUGAAGCCUGUGUCCGCAAAUUCCCCACUGCCGUCUUUGAAUCAAAAGGAUUCCGCUGUCCCCAGCACUGCUGUUCUGCCUGCUCUAUGGAGAAAGACAUCCACAAAGCAAGUAAAGGUCGCAUGAUGAGGUGUUUGAGAUGUCCAGUAGCCUAUCACUCUGGAGAUGCUUGUGUUGCUGCCGGAAGCAUAUUCGUGUCCUCCUACAUUCUCAUCUGUAGUAAUCAUUCCAAACGGAGCAGUAAUUCAUCCUCUGCUGUAAAUGUAGGCUUUUGUUUCGUUUGUGCGAGAGGGCUGAUAGUUCAGGAUCAUUCAGACCCCAUGUUCAGUUCAUAUGCCUAUAAGUCCCACUACCUACUGAAUGAAUCAAAUCGUGCAGAGUUGAUGAAAUUACCUAUGAUUCCUUCUUCGUCAGCUUCCAAAAAGAAAUAUGAGAAAGUUAUUAAGACUGUUUAUUUGUUUCAAGGUGGAAGAUUGCUCUGCUGUGAAUCGUGCCCAGCUUCCUUCCAUCCAGAAUGCCUGAGCAUAGAAAUGCCAGAAGGCUGCUGGAAUUGUAAUGACUGUAAAGCUGGCAAGAAACUGCAUUACAAGCAGAUUGUUUGGGUCAAAUUGGGAAAUUACAGAUGGUGGCCAGCAGAGAUCUGCAAUCCCAGGUCUGUGCCACUGAACAUCCAGGGCCUUAAGCAUAACUUGGGGGACUUCCCUGUGUUCUUCUUUGGUUCUCAUGACUACUAUUGGGUGCACCAGGGCAGAGUGUUCCCUUAUGUUGAAGGAGACAAAAGCUUUGCUGAGGGACAGACUAGUAUUAACAAGACCUUCAAAAAAGCUCUGGAAGAAGCUGCAAAACGUUUCCAGGAGUUGAAAGCACAAAGAGAAAGUAAAGAAGCACUAGAGAUUGAAAAAAACUCAAGAAAACCUCCUCCUUACAAACACAUCAAAGCUAACAAAGUCAUAGGAAAGGUACAGAUCCAGGUUGCAGACCUGUCAGAGAUUCCCCGCUGUAACUGCAAGCCAGCCGAUGAGAACCCUUGCGGCUUAGAAUCCGAGUGCCUGAACAGAAUGCUGCAGUACGAGUGUCACCCGCAGGUGUGCCCAGCCGGAGAUCGUUGCCAGAACCAGUGCUUCACAAAGAGGCUCUACCCUGAUGCAGAAAUCAUCAAAACGGAGCGAAGAGGCUGGGGCCUCAGGACCAAAAGGAGCAUUAAGAAGGGUGAAUUUGUAAAUGAAUAUGUUGGCGAAUUAAUUGACGAAGAAGAAUGCAGAUUGCGAAUCAAGCGAGCCCACGAGAACAGCGUAACCAAUUUUUAUAUGUUAACUGUCACCAAGGACCGUAUAAUUGAUGCCGGCCCAAAAGGAAAUUACUCUCGCUUUAUGAACCACAGUUGUAAUCCAAACUGUGAAACACAAAAGUGGACAGUGAAUGGAGAUGUUCGAGUUGGACUUUUUGCUCUUUGUGAUAUUCCUGCAGGAAUGGAGUUAACUUUUAAUUAUAACCUGGAUUGCCUGGGCAACGGCAGGACGGAGUGCCACUGUGGGGCAGAGAACUGCAGUGGUUUUCUUGGAGUGCGGCCCAAGUCAACAUGUGUGGCAACAACUGAAGAAAGGGCAAGAAAUGCUAAGUUAAAGCAGAAGAGACGAAAAAUCAAAACAGAAUCAAAGCAGAUGCAUGAAGAUUACUGUUUUCAAUGUGGAGAUGGUGGAGAGCUGGUCAUGUGUGAUAAAAAGGACUGUCCCAAAGCAUACCACCUCCUAUGCCUUAACCUGACUCAGCCACCGUAUGGAAAGUGGGAGUGCCCGUGGCAUCAGUGCGAUGAGUGCAGCAGUGCAGCUGUUUCCUUCUGUGAGUUCUGUCCACGUUCCUUCUGUAAAGAUCACGGGAAGGGGGCUCUGGUCCCCUCUGCACUGGAAGGCCUUCUCUGCUGCUCCGAACAUGACCCCGGGGCUCCUGUGCCACCAGAAUACUGGAGCAAGAUCAAAUGUAAAUUGGAAUCACAAGAUCAUGGAGAAGAAGCAAAAGAAUGAAUGGGUGGUGGUUUCCUUUUUUCCUUUCUCUUUGAACAAAAAGGAAAAGCAGAACGUAAAUAGAUGGUGUGUUAGUAAAAGGAGAGACUGCUGCAGUGUGCACAGCCUUUGCCGUCAGUACUGCCUUAUUAAGAGACUGGGAGCCUGGUCCUGAGGCAGAAGCA
This is a messenger RNA of Myotis davidii, 4849 nucleotides long. It is a transcript of the gene NSD3, whose product is annotated as Wolf-Hirschhorn syndrome candidate 1-like 1. Gene Ontology annotation, biological process: regulation of DNA-templated transcription. The transcript is spliced from 25 exons. Lineage: Eukaryota; Metazoa; Chordata; Mammalia; Chiroptera; Vespertilionidae. Gene Ontology annotation, cellular component: chromatin; nucleus. Gene Ontology annotation, molecular function: histone H3K36 methyltransferase activity. The coding region runs from base 348 to 4685 and encodes 1445 amino acids. The record is from RefSeq and is a predicted model, not a curated record.